Molecule: messenger RNA, 849 nt
Organism: Rotaria sp. Silwood2
Lineage: Eukaryota; Metazoa; Rotifera; Eurotatoria; Philodinida; Philodinidae
Source: the annotation of a GenBank genome assembly
AUGCGAUUUCGUUUUUGUGGUGGUGAAGAUUGUGCUGAUUGGAUAUUGGCAGAAAUAUUUACAUUAUCAAAACUAAGUUCAGUUAAAUUAAAAUUAUUAUGUCAACAAGUAAUGCAAGCAAUAUUAACAGAUAAUUUAAAUUUAAGUGAAGCACAAAAAGUAGUUGGUGAUAAAUUUGAAAGUAGUGAUUUAAAGGCAUCGAUUCGUGCUUUGCAAUAUAUUCUGACUAUGUCAGCAAAACAUUCCGUUGAUGGACAAUCAUUAUUAAAUGAACUUACACAACUCGGUCUUCCAAAAGAACAUGCUAAUGCUUUAGUAAAAAUUUACGAUGAAAAUUUCGAAAAAUUAAUCGAUAAAUUACGAUCAUCUGUUAUGCGAUUGACAAAAAUGAAUGAUAUUCAAUGGAAUCUAUUUGAUAUACAAACAACUAAUAAUUUACAUGAUAUGCAUUUACCUGUUGUAACAAUGAAUUUAAAUUAUGAUGAUAAUAUAGAGAAUAAAUCAAAAUUAAUUUCAUUUUCAAUGAAUGCAGAACAAUUUGCUGUUUUAUUAGCUGAUCAAGUAUUACCAACUACUGAACAUGUUUGCUAUUCUGGUCAAGCUAUUAAUCAAUUAGAUGGAACUAAUUCAAAUAUUGAACAAUCAGGUAGAACGAAUACACUUGCAUCAUCUCGUGAAACAUUGAAAAUUCAACGCAGUGUUUCUGGUACAAGUGAAGGUGCUGGUGAAACAAUGGACGAUAUUAAUAGUAAAACAAUUAAUCUUCAUCAAGAAGUACAAAAUUCUAUUGAUUCGAAUAUCGAGUCAUGUAAUAAAGAUAUUAAUCGAAGCAAUGGCAAUGUAGUUUAG